AGGGAAAACAAUGGAGAACUCUUCAGAGAAAUCCAAAACCGUACAACAGGUUACGAGCAACAAGGGUGGCCUUAGAACCAUGCCAUUUAUCAUAGCUAAUGAGACAAUGGACAAGGUUGCAAGCGUUGGGCUUCAUGCAAAUAUGGUGUUGUACCUGAUAAAGGAAUAUCACAUGGAUAAUGCACUAGCAGUCAAUAUUUUGUUCCUCUGGGAGCCAUUUCCAACUUUCCGCCAAUCUUUGGGGCUUUUCUGUCUGAUUCUUUCUUGGGUCGGUUUCGUUCUAUUGCAUUAGGGACUCUCAUUAGCCUAUUUGUAAGCAAUUAAAUUUAUUUUUUUUUCCUAAUCUUUAUGUAUAUAAAUGUUCAAGCAAAAUGGGAUAUACUGUAUACUUAUCAGAAUUUGAAUUACAGGGAAUGAUCAUACUAUGGUUAACUGCAUUAAUUCCUCAAGCAAAGCCACCACACUGUAAUGACCCAAAUCCAGCAAACUGUGUAUCAGCAAAGCCAGCUCAACUCCUGCUUCUCUUAUCUUCAUUUGUUCUCAUGGCCAUUGGGUCUGCUGGGAUUAGACCAUGUUCCAUGGCAUUCGGUGCAGACCAACUACGCAAGUCUGACAAUAACCCCAAGAAUGAAAGGGUCUUGCAGAGCUUCUUCAAUUGGUAUUAUGCAUCUGUUGGAAUCUCUAUCAUGUUUUCAGUGACAGUCAUAGUUUAUAUUCAAGAUGAAGCAGGUUGGAUUGUGGGUUUUGGAGUUCCUGUAGGACUAAUGUUGGUGUCCACCAUAACGUUUUUCUUGGGCUCUUUCCUUUAUGUUAAGGUAAAGGCAAAUAAAAACUUGUUUCCUGGAUUUGCUCAUGUCAUUGUUGCAGCUUGGAAGAACAAACACUUUUCUUUAAUACCAAACAAUAUCUUCGAUGGCUGGUACUCUCUCAAAGGUUCAAAGCUUGUAACACCAACAGAGACACUAAGAUUUCUAAAUAAAGCUUGCAUCAUUAAGAACCGCCAAAAGGACUUAAAUCCUCAAGGGUUGGCCAUAGACCCUUGGAGGUUAUGCACAGUGAAGCAAGUAGAAGAGCUAAAAGCCCUGAUCAAACUCAUCCCAAUUUGGUCUACUGGAAUUCCGGUCGCGGUGGCCAUCAACCAAUACUCCUUCAACUUGCUUCGGGCAAAAACCAUGGACAGGCACAUCAUCUCCAGCUUCAAAAUCCCAGCAGCCUCUUUUGGAGUGUUUGGCAUCCUCACUUUGACAGUGUGGGUGGCCACCUAUGAUCUGUUUAUAGUUCCAUUGCUGUCAAAGUUCACCAAACAGCCAAGAGGACUCAGCUUUAAACAAAGGAUGGGAAUAGGGCUGGCUAUCUCUUGUGUGGCAAUUGCGGUGGCUGCAGACGUCGAGAGACGUAGGAGGAGUGUUGCAAUCCGUGAAGGAUUUUCUGAUAACUCUGCUGGAGUUGUGAGCAUGUCUGCAAUGUGGUUGGUUCCACAGAACUGCCUCAUUGGAUUAGCUGAGGCUUUUAAUGUAAUAGGGCAAAUAGAGUUCUACUACUCUCAGUUCCCAAAGAGCAUGGCAAGCAUUGCAAUGGCUCUUUUUGCACUUGGUAUGGCUAUGGGGAAUGUGCUUGGGAGUAUUAUAGUUUCCUCAGUGGAUAAUUUGAGUAAGAAGGGUGGAGGAAAAAGUUGGGUAUCAAAUAACCUUAACCAGGGUCACUCUGACUACUAUUAUUGGCUUCUUGCUGGUCUAUGUGUGGCUAACUUCUUCUACUAUCUUUUAUGUUGUUGGGUUUAUGGGCCUUGUGAGGAGGAAAAGACAUGGGAUGAGGAAGAAGAAGAAGACAUGCGAAAAGAGCUUAAAUCAAUGGCGUCUCCAAAUGUCUUCUCUACUUGAUUUGCAGAUUUUCAUUUUCUGCGUUUUAGGCCUCGGCAAUAUGCAUACUUAUGAUUUAUGAAUAUAUUAUGCUAGAGUGGGCGAGGUAGCCCACUGAGGGAUAGGCCAUACAUGUCCUGUAACAACACUUAAGAAAAAUUAUAAUAUUAAUAUGCUUGUACUAUAUAAUUUACAUGACCCAA
Molecule: messenger RNA, 2062 nt
Organism: Ziziphus jujuba (common jujube)
Lineage: Eukaryota; Viridiplantae; Streptophyta; Magnoliopsida; Rosales; Rhamnaceae
Product: protein NRT1/ PTR FAMILY 1.2-like
Exons: 3
Coding region: 372-1880 (502 amino acids)
Biological process (GO): transmembrane transport
Cellular component (GO): plasma membrane
Molecular function (GO): transmembrane transporter activity
Source: RefSeq, a predicted model, not a curated record